Messenger RNA from Syngnathus acus (greater pipefish), 3757 nucleotides. RefSeq names its product solute carrier family 32 member 1 (gene slc32a1). Gene Ontology annotation, cellular component: vacuolar membrane. The record is from RefSeq and is a predicted model, not a curated record. The coding region runs from base 485 to 2074 and encodes 529 amino acids. The transcript is spliced from 2 exons. Gene Ontology annotation, molecular function: amino acid transmembrane transporter activity. NCBI's taxonomy places the organism in Eukaryota, Metazoa, Chordata, Actinopteri, Syngnathiformes, Syngnathidae. Gene Ontology annotation, biological process: amino acid transmembrane transport.
GAGCGCCACGGUACCGCAUUGGCAUCGGUGAAGGCACCUGAACGCACCUUCCACCCACCCCGAGCGCAAAAAAAAAAGGAUAUCAUAAAGGGCCUUACUUACAAAGACACUUUUGGGGGCUUGGUGCGUAAAGCUUUUACGCACGGAGACUGGAGCCAAAAAGACAGCUAGGAGGCGUCGCGUCGAGCAUCAAGGAGGAGAGGACAGGAGAAGGAGAGGAAAGGAGAGGAGGGGGGCAGGAUGCAGAAGCGGAGCGACGACGUCUGAAGGUGAAAUGAACCUGAGGAGAAGCACACUGAGGAAGAAGUGGAGAUAGCAACUAAAAAAAUAAAUAAACCGUCGGUGUCUUAAUCAGAAGCUUUCCCCACCUCACCCACCCACUCUCUUGUCUUGUGGAUGCAACAAAGCGGACGCCGCCACCCAAAGUAGCCUCCUUUUUUUUAAUAUAUAUAUUGGAUAAGGAGAGGAGGAAAUAAGCGCAAAUAUGGCGACGUUAAUCCGGAGCAAACUGUCCAAUAAACUGUCCAACGCGGCAACGACCGUCACCAACAAAUCCCAGGCCAAAGUCAGCGGCAUGUUCGCCAGGAUGGGCUUCCAGGCAGCCACCGACGAGGAGGCGCUGGGCUUCGUCGCCUGCGACGACUUGGACUACGACCACCGGCAGGGCAUGCAGAUGGACAUCCUAGCCGCCGACAAGGCGGCAGCGGUGGAAGGAGAAGGAGGGGAAGGUGGGGACGGUACCCUCGAUGGGGACAGCCACUACCAGAGGGACGGCACCGGUCCGUCGCGCUCGUCCUCCAAGGACGGGGGUUCGAACGAACUGUCCGAGGCCAGACCCAAGAUCACGGCUUGGGAGGCGGGAUGGAACGUCACCAAUGCUAUCCAGGGGAUGUUCGUCUUGGGUCUGCCCUACGCCAUCUUGCACGGGGGCUACCUGGGCCUCUUCCUGAUCAUUUUCGCCGCGGUGGUGUGCUGUUACACGGGCAAGAUCCUGAUCUCGUGCCUGUACGAGGAGGACGAGGACGGUCGUCUGGUGCGCGUGCGCGACUCCUACGUGGACAUUGCCAACGCUUGCUGCGCGCCGCGCUUUCCGGCACUGGGCGGCCACGUGGUCAACGUGGCGCAGAUCAUCGAGCUGGUGAUGACGUGCAUCCUGUACGUGGUGGUGAGCGGCAACCUGAUGUACAACAGCUUCCCCAACAUGCCCAUCUCGCAGAAGUCGUGGGCCAUCAUCGCCACAGCGGCGCUGCUGCCGUGCGCCUUCCUCAAAAACCUGAAGGCCGUGUCCAAGUUCAGCCUGCUGUGCACGCUGGCGCAUUUCGUCAUCAACGUGCUGGUGAUCGCCUACUGCCUGUCGCGGGCGCGGGUGUGGGCGUGGGACAAGGUCAAGUUCUACAUUGACGUCAAGAAGUUCCCCAUCUCCAUCGGCAUCAUUGUGUUCAGCUACACGUCACAGAUCUUCCUACCAUCUCUGGAGGGCAACAUGCAGAAGCCUAGCGAGUUCCACUGCAUGAUGAACUGGACGCACAUCGCUGCCUGCAUCCUCAAGGGUCUCUUCGCCCUGGUGGCCUACCUGACGUGGGCCGACGCCACCAAGGAGGUGAUCACGGACAACCUGCCGCCAGGCAUCCGCGCCGUGGUCAACAUCUUCCUGGUGGCCAAGGCGCUUCUCUCUUACCCGCUGCCCUUCUUCGCCGCCGUGGAGGUGUUGGAGAAGAGCUUCUUCCAGGAGGGCGGCCGAGCCUUCUUCCCUGACUGCUACGGGGGCGACGGACGCCUCAAAUCGUGGGGCCUGAGCCUACGCUGCGGCCUGGUGGUCUUCACACUGCUCAUGGCCAUCUACGUGCCGCACUUCGCGCUGCUCAUGGGCCUGACAGGGAGCCUGACCGGCGCGGGGCUCUGCUUCCUGUUGCCCAGCCUCUUCCACCUCAAAUUGCUCUGGAGGAAGCUGCAGUGGCACCAGGUCUUCUUCGACGUGUCCAUCUUCGUCAUUGGUGGUAUAUGCAGCAUCUCCGGCUUCAUCCACUCCAUGGAAGGGCUUGUGGAGGCCUUCAAGUACAACAUAGAGGAGUAGACUCCGCACCCUUUGGCCCGCCUCUUUCUCCUCCUCUUGCUUCAGUUCAUGCGUAAAAGCGCACACUCGCACCCAUUCAGUCUUGCGCAUCACGCCGCUAUAUGCCCUCCUGUCACGAGGCCUUGCAUUAAUAUGGCAAAAUAUCAGACAACACAAUAGUCAGAUGCAAGUGUAUCUAAUAAAUUGGCUGUGUAAAUCCAAGAAGAAAAAAUAGUUUUCUCCGUACUAUGUUUGAUUGAUUCCAAUGUUCAUUUAUUUAAAGCAAGAUGCUCUGUCUGGGCCGCCGCCUUUUUCUCACUUCAGUUCAUGCGUCUUGCCUUAAAACAAAUGUCAAUCAAUAAGCAGUAGUACCUGAUAUACCGGCAGCGUUAUAAAACGCAAAUACUUCUUACCAUCAAUUUUGCUUGAGUGACGCUAUUAAAUACCAUUUUCUUUGAGGCAAGGUACAAUGAGAUGACUCAUCUGGGACUCUUCUUCUAAAAUAAAUUCAUGCGUAAAAGGCGCACGCUCCAAACCAUAAUGUUUUGCGCGCAACGCAGCUAUGGCCCUCUCGUAAUGCACGAGGCCUUGCGAAAAUAAAUCCAGUAUGCAUUCGUCUGAUGUGUGCCUAAUUGGCAUUGUACGUCUAUGAAAACGAACAAUAGUCUUCUUCCCCUCAAUCUGCUUGAUUGACACCCGUAUUAAAAUGCUAAUUUCUUUAAGGCCCGAUGCAAUAAGGGUUAUCAUCCACAGACAAAAAUGUCCAAACACGACGGCAAUAACCAGCAGUAGAAACAUAAAACAGCUCUGGAAAUCAAAUAGAAGACCACUGCAAAAAAAAAAAAAAUCAGUUUGUCCUAUUUUCCCCAUUUACAGCGAGUACAAAAAAUAUUUUCUUUUGUUUAAAGACUCCCAGAUUUCAAAGAUAAACGUCAUCAUUUGGAGCAUUUUUAAAAAUGGUCAGAAUAUCAGAUUUAUUUAUUUAUUUAUUUAUUUAUUUUCCAGAGUUGUAGCCUAUAAUAAAUAUACAUACGGUAGGAGAUUGGACCUAACAAGCAGCUAUUCAAACUAUGCAUUGAAUGUAUAUUUGGUGCGCGCGGGUGCACACACGCACACGCGCGCGCACACACACGCACGCUCGCACGCACAUACACACAAGAAAAACAACUUGGAAGGGGAUAUUUAAAUUAUAAUAAUAAUAAUAAAGUAGUUAAUUGGAUAAAUUAGCACAUUUUAUUUAUACCUUUGAUUGGCAGCUCCGAAAUCUAAAGCCUCUCCCGCUGCACAUACAACAAAAAAAAAUGCUGUUUGUCAUCACAUUCCAAACACGUGGCCUGUUAUCAUAUGAAAUGAUGAAUUCGGUGUAUGGCAAUCCUAACUUAACAAAAGAAAGAGAGAAAGAAAGCAAAAUGUGCAUACGGACAUUUUUCAUUCUGUGCAAUCAAAUGGGGUCCUGUGGAAAUGUUGUUUAAAAAAAAAAAGAGAAAAAAAUAACAAGCGUACGUGUAGUGUUUAUUAUUCUUAUUGUGGUUUCAAAACAGAUGGAAUGUAUAUCAAAGUCGUUAUCAUAUAUCGUGGAAAUUAAUAUUAAACAACAGAUUAAAAGAAGUGAAAUUAUUGUAAAGAAUAAUGUGUGGUCUCAUGUAACGCUAAAACGGUCAGAACAUGUAUUUUUUUUCUCAGUAAUAAACAGAAAAUGAUGUU